AUGACAUCCGACAUCUUCAAAGAAUGGGUGAAGAAGCUGGAGAAGAAGAUGACAAAAAAGAAAAAGAAGAUUGCCCUCAUUGUUGACAACUGCCGCGCCCACCCAAAGAUUCCUGGCCUCCAAGCAGUCGACCUGAGUCUCAAAGUCCAGUACCGGAAACGAGUUCUUCUGUGGUACAUCAGCGCUAUUGACAAAGGACAGACACCAACUAUCAGCGUCCUAGACGCUCUUCAUCUCCUCAGCCAGCCAUGGGACAACGUUACGCUGUCCACAAUUGCCAAUUGUUUCCGACAUGCUGGACUUGCUGCCCAGAAUGACAACUCAACCCCAAAUGAAGACGAAGACUUCGACGUAGAAGACAACAUUCCCCUUGCGACUCUAAGAACACACGGCCUAUACCCAGGAAUGCUCCAGACAUUUACAAAUAUCGACGACGAGGUCGAGACCUGUGCCGACCUAAGUGAUGAUGGCAUUGUAGAGGAAAUCUUGAUAAAGAAAACUACCGACCCCAUGGUGGAAUCACAGACAGUUGACGAUCCAAGUGAGCCUGUAAUCCAACCCCCUAACUCAGAGGACUCUGAGGCAGCCGGUGAACUUGUGAUGCAGUACCUAAUGUGCCGUGAAAACAGUCAAGACAUUGUGCGCCAGAUGAGUGUGAUUCUUGACAUAAUACGCAGAGACAAUGUUCUAAAGAAGUCAGCCCAGCAAUCAAGAAUUACAAUUUUCUUCCAGAAGAAGUAA
This is a messenger RNA of Saccostrea cuccullata (small rock oyster), 741 nucleotides long. Its product is annotated as tigger transposable element-derived protein 4-like. Gene Ontology annotation, cellular component: nucleus. The transcript has 2 exons. NCBI's taxonomy places the organism in Eukaryota, Metazoa, Mollusca, Bivalvia, Ostreida, Ostreidae. The record is from RefSeq and is a predicted model, not a curated record. Gene Ontology annotation, molecular function: DNA binding. The coding region runs from base 1 to 741 and encodes 246 amino acids.